AUGGAAUUCAACAAGGACGAAGCACUUAGGUGCCUCGAAAUUGCUCGAGAAAAACUGACAACCGGAGACGUUUCUGGAGCAAUUAAGUUUGCACAAAAAUCUAUAAAUUUAUUCCCGACAACAGAGGCAGAAGUGUUUCUAAAACGGGCGGAGUCAGCUAAGACAACAAACGACCGAGGAGGUAGCAGUCGUCAAUCGCCUUCGAAGUCGCCAUCGAGCCCUUCCAGGGAACACAAUCAAGGAAGGCAAACCCGAGAUUACACACCGGAGCAAGCAGAAGCAGUCAAGCGAAUAAGGUCCUGUGAUGUCAAUGAUUAUUAUGCUAUAUUGUCAAUAAGCAAAGAAUCCUCGGAUGCGGAAAUUAAGAAGGCAUACCGAAAGUUGGCUUUGCAGAUGCACCCGGACAAAAAUGGAGCACCAGGAGCCGAUGAGGCUUUCAAAAUGGUUGGCAAGGCAUUCCAAAUACUUAGUGACCCACAAAAACGGGCGAUAUAUGACGAACACGGAGCUGAUCCAGAUUCACGAAGCACUGGGAUGCCAUCCGGAUUUGGGGGGACACGUUUCAGUAAUGGUUUUGCAAGUGGAACCAUGUUUACAGAUGAAAUUUCACCAGAGGAAAUAUUUAAUAUGUUCUUCAGUGGAGAUGGCUUUCAUUCGGCUACUUUUGUUGGCCCAGGAUUCAGUGCGCGACGUUUUCAACCACGCCGAGAAUCGCCUAAUGGAGGGAGAGCUCGAGAACAGAACAAUACGUCACCGCUUUUGACCUUUUUUCAACUUUUACCCCUUAUUCUUCUUUUCAUAUUUACUUUCUCUUCUAAUUGGCUUACGCCAACUCCAGAACCUAUGCCAGCAUAUUCUCUUCAUCAAUCACGUUAUUAUCCAGAAUCACGACAUACACGUUCACUAGAUGUUCCUUAUUUUGUUGAACCAAAUCAAUUUGCGAGUUUCGCUCAAAACCCACGAAAAUUGCAACAAUUUGAAGAUAGUAUUGAGAUUAGAUUUGUAAAAUCACUGACAGAUGAUUGCAACAACGAAUUUGUGAUGAAACAACGUAAGGUGAAUGAAGCAAAGGGCUGGUUAUUUCCCGACGAAGAAAAGUUAAAAGACGCCCAGAAUACAAAAUUACCAAGUUGUGAGAAACUCAUGGAACUUAGCAAAUCGCAAAGGUACAAAGAGAUUCGAAGUAUGAUGGUUAGACAAUGA
Molecule: messenger RNA, 1203 nt
Organism: Acaulospora morrowiae
Lineage: Eukaryota; Fungi; Glomeromycota; Glomeromycetes; Diversisporales; Acaulosporaceae
Source: the annotation of a GenBank genome assembly